GCCACAAGAAAAAAACACUAGGACAAGUGGUAGCGCCAGAGCACCACAGCGUGUACUUGUGUGUCCACGAAGAUAAUCGAUAAUUUUUUCACAUCAAAAAUCGUGCGGUUGUUGUACGCGACCGCUUCUCGCGUGUAAAAAACAAGUGAUGACAAGCGUAAAAGCGAUUUUCACUUCCGGCGUUUCGAGUGCCAGCACCGCCAGCAACAUGCCGCGAGCAACAAAUCAGAAGACGAAAAAUCAUCGAAUGACGACUGUUGCGUCUGCGUCCCUGCUGUCUUUCAGUUCGUUCACAACAGCCCCGUUUUUGCUCCCCUUGCAACCGACCUACGGACGUGUGGCACCUCCGGAGCGGCAGAGUAUUCGUGCGGACGGGUCGCCGGGCAUGCUGCGCCGGGAACCCAGAGCGGCAGCGUCAAGUUCCUCCCCUUCUUCUUUUGUAGAACAGGGAGGUCAUGGUCGUGAAGGUGAAGUUGAAGAAAGUGAGAGGGAAAGCAGCAGAAGCAGUUCUACUGCUGCGUCCUCUACCUCGUCCAGUCAAUCCGAACAGGACAAGGGAACAACUACGGGCUCGCACAUCGAUGGAGCUGCGGCCGAGGAUCUUGAGUUGCAAGAAGAAGCUGCUUCCUUCGUGCAGGCGCAGAUGCCAGCCGGUCAGCAACCACCAAUGCAGGCACCGCCACCGCAGAUGCAGCCGGGAGGAGCUGCUCCGAUGGGCGGGAUGGGCGGCAUGCAGCAAUCUCCGCAGGGUAAUUUCCAGCCGGCGCCAACCGACUACAAUGCACCGGGAAUGGCGGGGGCAGCGCUGCCGGCGGGGGGUGCUGGUGGGAAUGGAAUGGGGCAGAUGCAGCAGCCAGGUAAGAUCUUCAAGUACUUUGAUCAUGUGAAUUAGAUCUCGAAUCAAAUUGAGUUGCUACAAAAAGAACGCAAGGCGUCCAAGCUGCUACGCGAGAGAAACAACCUGUUCCACAUCCACACACGAUAAAUUACAGGUGGUCCAAUGCCUCCCCCUCCGCCACCGCUGGGAACCUCAGGAACAAGUCCAUCCCCGAUGGGCGAUGUGGCCAGCACCCGUGUUGUCGGUGUUGCGGUGAUGGGACCCGCAACCGCGGUGAGCGACGUGCCCGGGGCUGAUGCCGCGGCGCCGGUGCCGCCGGCGGACGGGGCAGGUGCGGCGGGUGGUAUACCUGUUUUAACAGGCUCUGUUCAACGUGGUCAAGGAACAUAAAGUCUUAGGAACAAAUCGGCCUAGCAAAGAAAAAGGCUCCUAAACGCCGACCAAAUGAAAACAAAACGGCAACUAACGGGGCAGAAAAGCACGAAAGGGCGGCCCAAGAGCGCCCCGGCCUUUUCAGGUUGUGCCCCUUCUACCCUGACGCGCGCGCCCUCGUUCCGUGUGCCAAUUGGCGGCCUUCGGUGGCACCAGCGGGAGCAGCGCGAAUGUCUAUGCGCGGCUGUGCGCGCAUGCCUUCAUCUGGGCUGUUCGGCCACCGGCGUGCUGCUUAGCGACUAUGGCGAGGACUAUUUUGCGACAGGCACCCUCAAAGCAGACGCGCCGCUUUUUGACAGACGCGCAGGCUGGCUCCGUAGCGGUGCCGAGGGGAAGUCGUGCGAAUGUCGGACCAAGCAUUGCGGCCCUCUGUGUGGGGUAUAGCUAGUAGAGGGCCAAACGAGGACCCCUCCGCCCUUGUCUGCCCCAAUGCCGCGAGAUGUUGAAUCAGGUCGGAAGAGGGGCGGGGGAAUGGACCGGCCUGAAGGCCACAGAAAAUGCGAUGGGAAGGGCGAAAAAAGAACAGCAACAGGCGCCACGGGAAGGCCUCGACGGCCCGUCGGGAAGCCGCCGGCCCGUCCUCAGACACGGCGGGAUGCUCGAUUUUUUGCGGUUGGGAGGGGCCCCCAACCGGGGAAAAUGAAGCGCCCCGCCGUGUCUGAGUGCAAGCCGGCGGCUUCCUGGCGGGCCGCGAGGCCUUCCCGGCCGGUGCGCCUGUACGUAGCUGUAUGGCCUGCCAAAUAGCGGCCCCUUCCCCUUGUCCCUUUCCUUGAGCCUUUCCUUCGGGUUUUGGUAGAUUUUCGGCAAAUUUUUGGGAGCUUUCAGACACGCAGAGUGAUGCCGCGGCGCCGGUGCCGCCGGCGGACGGGGCAGGUGCGGCGGGUGGUAUACUUAACCGUGACAGGCUCUUUUCAACUACUAUCUAUCAUACAUAAAGUCGUAUUUGGACGAUACUUUGAGUGCGUAGCAAGAUCAACACCACAAGAUGAGCACACUGAUCACUGACAUCGAAAUGAAAUUGAUUUCCCCUCCUGCUCAUGUAGACAGCUACACGACCAUGAUCGACACCUAGAAAUAACUACACGACAAAAAAAAAACACAACUCCAGGUGACCGACCCACGGAGCAGCCCUUCAUUUCACUUCCCUUCGGCCUGAAUGAGACGAUGCAGAUCGGGCAGUUCCAAGUGAAAAAGCAGUACGUCUACCUGGCCGCCGGCACGCUGGGCGUCCUCUUCCUGAUCUUUUUCACGUGGUGCUGCUCAAGAUUGCGAUGUAUUUGCUAUUGCUGCAUGCAUAAAACAUAAUCUUUUGGUCAACGUAGCUUAUAAUUGUUAUUUUUCAUCGUAAACGAUAACAAAGCUGCAAUAGCAACCCUACUCCACCUAUUUGGUAUUCCUCGCACGCACAACUUCUACGACUACCAAUGCCGCAGUGCGCUCGUCUACGUCCUUGUAUAAAUUCCACGCGCAAAUAAACAUCAGCAAACGAAACUGCGGAAACCAUCAUCGCGAACGCGCCAGAGCAGAUGAAAUUUCCGUCUGGCGGGGGAAGUCCAGUGGACGACGCGUCGAGUGACGAUUUCAACACGGGACCUGCUGGUGGACCCUGAUGCAAGGCGGCUGAGUGAAGAUUCCGCGCGGGACCGACGUGCUUGUGGGAGUAUUAGAAGUCAUCUCGUAAUAAGGUAAAGGUUGCAAAAAAAAAAGUUUAUACGUUCGUUUCUUGUACAAUUUGUAGUUUUGUUGUAGUUUUGUAGCGUCUUGAUAGUGAUGAAGAUCGAUGUUGAUGCUUUGUAGCAAAGUAAAAGGUAGAAGUGCCCCUCCGUGUUUGCCUUGUAUGUUUGUACGAUCGCCUCCCAGUCGAUGCAAAAUUCAGAUUGUAGCAAGACCCUUGCUUGUACUAGUUGAGAAAGGAACCAAGUUUGCGAACGAAGGGAAAAUUGAUGAAGGAAGAGGAAUCCUCUCACUAAACACUCUAAAUACAAUUGUAGAAAUCGAAAAGAAGUAGAAAUCAGUCUCGAUGAUGCCCUCCAGUUCAUCGCACUUUUUCUUUU
This is a messenger RNA of Amoebophrya sp. A120, 3324 nucleotides long. The record is from the annotation of a GenBank genome assembly. Lineage: Eukaryota; Dinophyceae; Syndiniales; Amoebophryaceae.